AUUUUGAACCUUGCGGACCUUCGAUGAUACAGUGGCCAUGGUGCGGACGUGGCACGGCCGCGGCACCUCCACGAACGCCACAAGAGAUGCCGGAGAGGUGCAGGGCCUCUUAAGGGACUUGGAAGAGGUGUCUCCGGAGCUCGCCCUGGUGGUGAACGAGUUUCAGGAGGAGCUGCGCAGCGGCGAAGGCUUCGAGACCGAAGCCUCAUGGUGGCGCCAUGUGGAGUGUCGCUUCGCACUGCGUUGUUGGCUCCUGCAUUUGGAGGAGAACCUGGAGUCUGUUGCGGUGCAGAUUGAGGCUUUGGAAGGACCUUCGCAGGUGAGGAAGCUGCAGCUUCUGUCUCAGCUGAGUCAAGCUUUCGAAAGCACCACUGAGCCGCGCUUGGCCAAGCUGCCGACGGCGCCCCGGGGUGUGCAGGUGGAGCGGCGCUACAACUUGUCGGGCCGCGAGGUGGAGAUCUUCCGGCUCUUGGUGGUGCGAGAAAGUGCUACUUGCCGCUCCUUGUGCCGCUUCCUCUCCAGCCAUAGCGGCUCCGACGGAGAGUCAGCCUUGUGCAGCCUGUGCAGGAGCUCCAAGCUUGAUGUCCAGGACUUUUUACAAGAGAAGAGGCCCUAUGUGACCGAAGGCAUCGUUCGAAUUCAGGACGGCUAUGGGGACACCAAAGAGCCGAGCAUCUCGCCGGAGGCGGUGCAUGCCUUGCUUGGGAAGGACCUCACGACCGAGCAGCGCUUGAAGCUCAGCUCCACUGCCAUCGACGCGGUCAUCAAAGGCGACGACACCGACGACCGAAGGCAGGACGCAGCAGCAACCGAGGAGCGCGGCAGCGUGGAGAAGGAGACGGAGGCAGUGCCGGAGACCACCACCGAGGGACAGCAGGACUCCGUGGCAUCCGAGAGCGCGGAGGAUGAGUCGGAGUUCCAACAGCCCUACAAGGAUUCGCUCGACUACCUGAACGAUCAGUUCAGCCUCCUGGAAUGCGAGAUUCGCAUCGCCGAGCACCGGCGACAAAGCACCAAGGAGGACGUGGGUGUCGAGGAGCCAUUCUUACUGCGUUCCCGGAAGAUCAACGUCUUUGAGCACGAGGCGAAGCGAAAGCUGGCCUUGGCGCGGAUUCACCACCGAUUGAAGCUCACCAAGGAAGCAGGUUUGGAAGUGCCGCGACUGGAAGUGCUAUUGCAGAAGACCAAGUUGGAUGAUUUUGAGAAGAGUGUGGUGGUGAUGUUGGUGGGCAACACCUUGUCACCCAAGAUCCAAGCCACCCUCAACGUGGGUGAGCGCCGCUUCUGCGUGAACGCGCCCCUGCAGGUGCGAGUGAUCUUGGAGACCUUCUGCCGGGAUUUCAAGGAAGAGGUGCAGAAGAGAGUGUACUUCUACAAGUCCAGCAGGUUGGCGAGCAGUGGCAUCAUCCGGAUUGGCGCUGGCGCGCGCAGCGGGGACUUGACGGGGCACACGGUGCACAUCGACCGGAGGAUCUUGGACUUCGUCGUCGGCCUGGACACCGAGAUCAACGAGGUCGUCGAAGGAUCCAACUUGUACAAACCCUCGGCGACGCUGGAGCAGUUGGUCUUGCCGGAGGACAUGAAGCAGGGCAUCUUGGCACUGGUGGACAAUUUCGAGCAGUUCUGCCGCUACCGGAAAUCCAGUGGGCUGGACGAUGUCAUUGCGCACGGCUCCGGCUUGGUGCUGAUGUUCUGUGGGCCCAGUGGCACAGGUAAGACCUUGAUGGUGAACGCAUUGGCGGCACAUUUGGAGAAGCGGGUCUUGCUGGUGAAUUUCAAGACCUUGUACAGCCACAACGAUACCGGGCUGCACGAGGAGGACGGCUCCAAUGUCCUGAAGCUCUUCCGAGAAGCGGAAAUGAGCGAUGCUGUGUUGUUCUUCGACGAGUGCGAAUCCCUCUUCAGCCAGCGCGGCAGCGGUGGCAGCUCUGAGCUCACGGCCCUGCUGACGGCUAUGGAGCGUUAUGAGGGCAUCAUCUUCUUGGCCACGAACAGGCCCUUCGAUCUGGAUGAAGCCAUGUACCGGCGUAUCACCUCGGUCUUCACCUUCAGCAAACCUGAUCAUGUUCAACGUCUAGAAAUUUGGAAACUUUACACACAGACAGGGGUCCCGUUGGCACUCGACAUCGAUUGGGAGAAGAUCGCCAUGAAAUUUGCACUGACUGGUGGGUACAUCAAGAAUGCAAUUGUGAGCGCUUUGCUCCUGGCCAUCUCGCGAAACAACGUGGAUCCGAAGGUGACCGAAGAGGAUAUCACGGGUGGCUGCAUCAUGCAGGUCCGUGGCUCCUUGCAGAUGCAGAGCUUCGCCAAGCGUUUGGUGCCGCGGGCGGGGCUGGACUCCCUGGUCCUGGCGCCCAAUCUGAAGCAGAAGCUCCUGGAGAUCGUGGCCUUCGAAAAAGCGCGGCCGCUGUUGCUGGAGAGUUGGGGUUUUGGAGACCCCGGCGAGGCUGGCUCCGGCGGCUCCUCCACCCGCGAGAUCGGCGCCCAUCGCCCGGUGGUCACCGUGGCGCUCUUCUGGGGCGCUGCGGGCACAGGGAAAUCCGCUGCUGCAGAGGCCAUGGGCUUUGAGUUCGGCCGAGCGCCUGGGCGGCAACCUGAGCCCGAGCGGCCGACUGUGGAGAUCGCAGCCCUCCAUUUGCUAGAAAUCCCCAUGGGCAAGCAGUCCAAGGGCACAGCCUGCGAGAGG
Molecule: messenger RNA, 2686 nt
Organism: Durusdinium trenchii
Lineage: Eukaryota; Dinophyceae; Suessiales; Symbiodiniaceae
Source: the annotation of a GenBank genome assembly